Molecule: messenger RNA, 189 nt
Organism: Miscanthus lutarioriparius
Lineage: Eukaryota; Viridiplantae; Streptophyta; Magnoliopsida; Poales; Poaceae
Source: the annotation of a GenBank genome assembly
AUGUCGAGGCAAGGAGGGAAGGCCAAGCCGCUGAAGGCGCCCAAGGUCGACAAGAAGGAGUACGACGAGAGUGAUCUUGCUUAUUUGCAGAAGAAGAAAGAGGAGGAAAAGGCACUGAAGGAGCUGAAGACCAAGGCACAGAAGGGCGCAAUUGGAGGCUCGGGUCUCAAGAAAAGUGGAAAGAAAUGA